Mycena citricolor is the source of this 1489-nucleotide messenger RNA. NCBI's taxonomy places the organism in Eukaryota, Fungi, Basidiomycota, Agaricomycetes, Agaricales, Mycenaceae. The record is from the annotation of a GenBank genome assembly.
UCGGGAGCAAAGUGCAGCACAAAUUGUUAAGGUAGAUUGCUAUGUAGAGAGAACGCUAGAUGUACAUGGUUCUGAACAACGAAAUGUGGAUCUCUUUUUAUGGCAAGCAGCGGUAUUCAAAGACGCCAGUCGCCUCAAACAAGGAUCUGAUGCGUCUAUCCCUCAUCUACGGACGGCAUUUGUUACUGAAAUAACGAAGGCCAAUGUGGAAGAAGUCAGAAGGAAGAUACGAAUUUGAUCGAAGACUGAUGCGAACUUUCAAAGGACCUCACGUGCUCCUCCAGCUUUCACGGCCCUUGCGCUAAGCCAGCUAACCGCAGUCUCUAUCUUUGCCAUGCCGUGUUCAGACCGCACUGCAGACUUCAGACAGGUUGCAAGAGAUAAGGAAAAUCAACUACCUCAGACGAAACGACGGAAAACUACACGUCCGGGGGCUGAACACGACACGGAGGUCAUCUCUGGGAAGGAAUACGUCGCUGAGGCGUAUGUCGUCCUCGACCACAUCACGACUCUAACGCGGAUGCUUGCCAGUAUACGUCGGCCAUAUCUCAAUGUCGACUCGCGACCUGCAACCCACCAAACACCGAAGACACUGGACCUGGAGUCGGGGGAAUCAUCAUGGGCAUCUAUACGAUCACUUUCAAACCAAGAACGAGACCAAAUUGACCUCCAAACGCGUGUCAUCCUGACACGUUGCGCUGACCGGGUGAAGGAGAUGGAAGCGUUAGAGAAACGUCGCGUCGAACUUGUUGCGAGUAAAACUAAUCCACUGGCACGACUACUACCUUUGCGUUUGCGGCAAGACUCUACUAAUGUUGCGUCUGACUUCGUCGCCGCGCACCACGCCAGCAUCACGUGGUUCCUUAAUCGUCGCCUGGCCGAGGCGAGCCAGAGCCAGAAAGAGAUGCAAGAGGAGCGUGUUAAAAGACAGUUGGAGCGGUCGAGGACAUUGGGAUCGAGUGCUGCCCGGGAGAUGCGAUCUCUGGGCUCCGAGCCUCUUUCGCCGCCGGAACCGCCAGGAGCCGCGCCUUCAAGCUCAUGGCUUGGUGGGGCAUCGUCCAGUUUUCUUUCUGCCACGAUGGGCAGUCCUUCUCCCCAGCGCGCUUCCGUCCCCGUGCCCGAAUUGGCGAUACCCUCAGAUGACGACGACGACGAAGACAUCGAACUCUCUCAAUCUCAGAUAUUGCAAUUUGAGACGGAGAACGCCAAUAUUCUUCGAAACGUUCAAGAUACGCUUGAAUCAGUGCAACAAGCGGAGGCUCGCCUCAUGGACAUCAGCGCUCUUCAGAUGGAGCUCGUCACGCAUCUCACCAAACAGACACAAUUGACGGAUCAGCUUUUCGAGGACGCGAUUGCGACUACGUCCACUGUAGAGAAGGGAAAUGUCCAGUUACAGGAAGCCAGAAGACGAGGGAAGGACAGUCGGUUGUUCAUCUUGGUUUUUCUAGUUGGUGCUAGCAUGGCCCUGCUUUUCCUGCAUUACUAUUGA